Drosophila busckii is the source of this 745-nucleotide messenger RNA. RefSeq lists its product as uncharacterized. NCBI's taxonomy places the organism in Eukaryota, Metazoa, Arthropoda, Insecta, Diptera, Drosophilidae. The record is from RefSeq and is a predicted model, not a curated record. The coding region runs from base 106 to 714 and encodes 202 amino acids. The transcript has a single exon.
UCAAAAUUUUCUUGUUUUUAAAACAUUUUAAAUUUCCUAAUUGGUCUUCACAUGUACUAGGCUAUUUGAGAUUGUUCCGAUUCACAUUACAGAAAAUUCGUUACAAUGAGAAAGUGGAAAAAUACAUUCGAGAAAUUAGUCAAAGAGCAUUUUAAGGAUCAGCGGAAAGUGGAUCGAUUGAAACGCAAGUUACAUCAGCUAAUGGAACGACAUACACAGUUGGAUCUGUUUGUGGAUGUUACGCAGCAAAAGAACAGUUAUUGGAAACGCAGAAAAUUGGCCGCCCAACUUCUUUCGCGGCUUGAAAGAAUUGAACGCGCCAGAAAGGGGAAGCUUGCACCAGAAACAAAAAGUAAACUGCAAAAACUACGCAAGCAUAUUCCAAACACUUCCUUAAAGUCCCGUAUUAAGCUAAUGGAACUUGUGUCAUGUAAACCCAAUUUCGAGGGAUACUCCAAAUCGAGCAACAUUUCCAUUCGCCGUUGGGGACCAAAAAAAAUGCAACAGCUAAUGCAUCAGGUACUUGAAAAUGAGCACAAAUUGGAGAGUACGAAUGCUGAGAUCAUGACAUUCAUAAGUGAUAUAGGCGAGAUGCUGGCCAGUCUGAAUGCUCUAAAACAUACCAAAGCAAAGGCCAACUUGGAGCCGUUUGUGGAGCGCAGAAAUCGUUUCAAAGCCAUUGCAACAAGGCACCAAAAUAUUUAUGUCAAUUGAUACCAAGAUAAUUCAUUUAUUAAUAAUUAGU